Messenger RNA from Rangifer tarandus platyrhynchus (Svalbard reindeer), 489 nucleotides. The record is from the annotation of a GenBank genome assembly. NCBI's taxonomy places the organism in Eukaryota, Metazoa, Chordata, Mammalia, Artiodactyla, Cervidae.
AUGUAUAUUUUAAUGUAUCAUUUCCUCAGAGGAGUCAAUCACUUGAAAUGUCUAGAAAUGGCCCUGCAGAUUUUGCCAGUGGAGGUCAAGGCUGAACAUGUACGUGGCUCAGCCAAGUGGGCUACGCCUCCAGCCCAUCACCAGCCAACACCCUUGCUGUGUGUCUGCCAGGCUCAGAGGAAUGGUCAACUCAGGAUGUGCUUUUUACUUCAUUUUGGCGGAGUCGGGGGUGGUGGAGAGGCAUCUGUUGGGAAGGGUGGACAGAGCACCUGUAUCUGGCUAUUAAGAGAAGGUCCUGUUUUGUGGCUGAGACAUGAACACACUUGGUUUCAGGCCCAUACCAGGGCAGAUAUUAAAUGUCAGGAAAGCAUAACAUCACAUCGGCCAGACACAGAGAUGCUAAGAUGGGGACAGCUCUAUGCUACCUGGAAAUCUUAUGUUUUCUGGAGUCAGAUUCCAAAAACACAGAAUUCCAAGGCACAUGCAUGA